AAAAAAAAACAAUCUCUUCAGUGCUGAGAUUUUAGAGAGGUUUUCAAAUUUGUAUUUUCACCCUUCUUCCCCACUCUUAUCUUCAUCUAACAAGUUGAAAAUGGCUUCCACAGCAGCCCCGCUCUUCUCCUUGAGCCACAGUGCUCAGAUACAAUGCUCACCAGCAUGUGCAACUACCACCACAACCACCAGAAAAACCCUCAAUGUUUUUAACUCAAAAACCCAUGAACAAAAGCCUCAUAAAAACCCUAAUUUCUUAUCUUCUUCUUGUUGUUAUUCUUCUUCUUUUCCGAUAACUCUUAGAAGAUUUCCUGCGAGCCAACUUCAGUUUCACCCUCUACAACACUCUGUUCAUAUUGAUUUCCUGGAAAAUCUUGAAACAUCAACGAAUUUUAUUAUCCCCAACGGCGAAACCCACGAGGUUAUACUCAAAAGGGAGGAAAAAAAUGAAACUUUUGAUAAUUUAAGCGUGCCCAGAAGUGAAAGUCAGCAGCUUGUGUGUUUUGAGCCUCGUAGGAGAGUUUUUAUUCAGGACCCACCUUGGGUUUCCCCUCUGCUUUUGAAAGGUCUUUAUAGGAGAAUUAGGCAGCAAGAGGGGAAGGUCAAGUUGGAGAAGAGGAGGUAUAAUUUAUUGAGGAGGAGGCAGGUGAAGGAAGAGACGGAAGCUUGGGAGAGAAUGGUGGACGAAUAUAAGGAAUUGGAGGCCAAAAUGAUUGAGAAAAAGUUGGCACCGAAUUUGCCUCAUAUAAAGGGGCUGUUUUUGGGGUGGUUUGAGCCAUUGAGAGAGGCAAUAGCCAGAGAGCAGAAAGCCCAGAAGACGAAGAAACAGAAGGCGGCUUAUGCGCCUCACAUUGAUUUAUUACCGGCUGAUAAGAUGGCUGUCAUUGUGAUGCAUAAGAUGAUGGGGUUGAUCAUGGCUGCUCAUGAGGAUGGGUGUGUCCAAGUUGUCCAGGCUGCUGUGCACAUUGGAAUGGCCAUUGAGCAGGAGGUUAGGAUUCAUAGUUUCUUGGAGAAAAGUAAGAGUUACAGGAAAAAGAAUAUUGUAACCGAUUCUAAAGAAGUUCUUAACAAGGAAAAGGAGAUGCUGAGGAAACGGGUUAAUGGUUUGAUUAGAAGGAAAGCGCUUGUUGAGGUGCAGAAGUUACUUAAGAAUGAAGAAACUAAACCUUGGGGUCGAGAUACUCAAGCUAAGCUGGGGAGCUGUCUAAUAGAACUAUUAAUUGGAGCAGCUUUUAUACAACAUCCUGCUGACCAGGCUGGGGACUUUCCACCUGAUGUUCGGCCUGCAUUUAGGCACAGAAUCAAAACUAUUAUGAGGAGUCCAGGGCAGAAAAUCACAAAGCGAUAUGGGUUUAUAGAGUGUGAUCCCCUAUUGCUUGCAGGACUUGAAAAGUCUGCUAAGCAUAUGCUGAUUCCUUAUGUGCCGAUGUUGGUACCACCCAAAAAAUGGAAAGGGUAUAACAAGGGUGGAUACUUGUUUUUACCUUCUUAUGUCAUGCGUACUCAUGGCUCUAGGAAGCAACAAGAAGCACUCAAGAGCGUUCCUUGGGAAAGUAUGAAGCAAGUAUAUGAGGCCCUGGAUACCCUUGGGAGUACUAAAUGGAGGGUGAACAGAAAAGUACUUACUGUUUUGGAGACCAUUUGGGCUAGUGGUGGCAAUACUGCAGGCUUGGUUGAUCGAGAUGAUAUUCCCAUACCAGAGAAGCCCCCCACCGAGGAUUUGAUGGAAGUUCAGAAGUGGAAAUGGAGUGUGAGAAAGGCAAAGAAAAUGAAUCGAGAGAAGCAUUCUCUACGAUGUGAUACUGAACUUAAGCUUUCUGUGGCUAGGAGAAUGAAAGAUGAGGAAGGCUUUUAUUAUCCUCACAAUCUUGAUUUCAGAGGCCGUGCAUACCCAAUGCAUCCACAUCUGAAUCAUCUAAGCUCCGAUCUUUGUAGAGGAGUUCUUGAAUUUUCAGAAGGACGUCCAUUAGGGAAAUCUGGUUUACAUUGGCUGAAGAUACAUCUAGCAAACUUGUUUUCAGGUGGCAUUGAAAAGCUUUCACAUGAUGGACGUCUAGCAUUUGUGGAUAAUCAUUUGGAUGACAUAUUUGAUUCGGCAGAAAACCCUAUUAAUGGAAACCGAUGGUGGUUAAUGGCUGAAGAUCCUUUUCAGUGCCUAGCUGCAUGUAUUAAUUUGUCAGAAGCCUUAAAGAGCUCAUCACCUCAUACUGUCGUCUCACACCUUCCCAUUCAUCAGGAUGGUUCUUGCAACGGACUACAACAUUAUGCAGCCUUGGGAAGAAACAGUAUGGAAGCAGCUGCAGUUAACUUGAUGGCAGGAGAGAAACCAGCUGAUGUUUACUCUGAAAUAGCUGUGAGGGUUCAUGAUAUAAUGAAGAGGGACAGCAACAAGGAUCCUGCUAGAUUUCCUCAUGCUUUAUUAGCCAAGAUUUUAAUUAACCAGGUUGAUCGGAAAUUGGUGAAACAGACUGUGAUGACCUCGGUUUAUGGUGUCACUUAUGUUGGAGCAAGAGAGCAAAUAAAACGAAGAUUAGAGGAGAAGGGCCUUAUUACAGAUGAUAGACAGCUCUUUGCUGCAGCUUGCUAUGCUGCUAAUGUGACCUUGACUGCCCUUGGAGAGAUCUUUCAAGCUGCAAGAAGUAUAAUGGCUUGGCUUGGUGAUUGUGCAAAGGUUAUUGCUGCAGAGAAUCAAGCUGUGCGGUGGACCACUCCCCUAGGUCUUCCAGUUGUGCAACCCUAUUGCAAAAAUGAACGGCAUCUUAUUAGAACAUCUCUCCAAGUUUUGGCCUUGCAGCGGGAGGGUACUUCGGUACAGAUGAGAAAGCAGAGAACUGCAUUUCCUCCAAAUUUUGUUCACUCACUGGAUGGUUCUCACAUGAUGAUGACUGCUGUUGCCUGCAGAGACUCCGGCUUACAUUUUGCAGGGGUUCAUGACUCGUUUUGGACACAUGCAUGUGAUGUUGAUCAGAUGAACGAGAUACUUCGGAAGAAGUUUGUGGAGCUUUACGGCAUGCCAAUUCUUGAGAAUUUGCUUGAGAGCUUCCAGACAUCAUAUCCAACAUUAAAGUUUCCUCCUCUCCCUGAAAGGGGCAACUUUGACUUACACGAGGUUCUUAAAUCUCCAUACUUCUUCAACUGAUCCACGAGCAAGUCGAAGUCAUAUAUGAUAAAGGUGCAGAAGAACAGUUCUUAUCAUCUAGGCCCCAAAAAGGAUCAUGAAAGCCUAGUGAUGCAUUCAACUUUAGGAACAAGAGCAGAAGAUCACUUUUGUUCACCGCCAAUGGCAUACAGAAAAUCAUCAUAGGCUCGUUAUCGCAUAGAGGAUGACUCGCUGACUGCCCAGUUUGGCAUGGAAACUCAUGCAUUGAUGGGAUUUUAAUUCAAAAUUUCAUUACCAGGUUGCUUGUCUGGAAGUUGCGACGAUGAAGAGCUUUAUCUUGCAGCAAGUUUUUUUUUUUUAUUUUGCUGUAGGAGGUGAUCAUGAUAGAUCAUGAUCAAUAUACUAUUCUUUUGAAUGAUGUAACAUGUAGGGUAUAUCUUUUGUCCGCGGAGCUGACUGUAAACCGUGUCUCAGCGUAGCAAAUUGUGUACAUCUUUAGCCAAGAUAAGGGAAAUGUGUACUUCAAUCUCACUUUUUCUCACGUUUUCAACUGGAGAGACUAUUAUAUAGCAAUAUGAUUAUUAGUAUCA
Mangifera indica (mango) is the source of this 3690-nucleotide messenger RNA. RefSeq names its product DNA-directed RNA polymerase 3, chloroplastic. The record is from RefSeq and is a predicted model, not a curated record. Gene Ontology annotation, biological process: mitochondrial transcription. The transcript has 19 exons. The coding region runs from base 101 to 3139 and encodes 1012 amino acids. NCBI's taxonomy places the organism in Eukaryota, Viridiplantae, Streptophyta, Magnoliopsida, Sapindales, Anacardiaceae. Gene Ontology annotation, cellular component: mitochondrial DNA-directed RNA polymerase complex. Gene Ontology annotation, molecular function: DNA-directed RNA polymerase activity; DNA binding.